AUGUCUCUGAAGCUGGAAAUCGAGACAUGGGUUUCGGCCCUCGGACGAUACGACAACAAUGAAUUCGAUGAGGCGCUCGCCGACUUCGAAAAGAUAGGCGAUACUAGCAGGAUUCUUUUCAACAUGGGUGUUAUUCAUGCCACCCUCGGCGAGCACGAAAAAGCCGUUGAGUGCUAUCAGCGAGCCAUUCGUCUUGACCAGUAUCUGGCCGUCGCCUAUUUUCAACAAGGUGUCUCCAAUUUCCUCCUGGGCGACUUCGAGGAAGCCCUCGCCAAUUUCAACGAUACCCUUCUCUACCUCCGCGGCAACACGAUGAUUGAUUAUGCACAAUUAGGCUUGCUCUUCAAGUUGUACUCCUGCGAAGUACUGUUUAACCGUGGCCUCUGCUAUAUCUACCUCCAGCAGAAGGAGGCUGGCAUGCAGGAUCUGACCUUUGCCGUUAAGGAGAAGGUUGUCGAGGACCAUGAUGUAAUUGACGAUGCGAUCCGCGAAGAAGCCGAUGGAUAUACUGUCUUCUCCAUCCCUGUCGGUGUCGUAUACCGGCCGAACGAGGCCAAGGCUGCCAAGACGGAGGUCAAAGAUGACCGGCCCACUGACAACAUAUCGUUUGCUGCUACCAACUUGGUCAAGCCUGGCAUUCAGUCUCGGAGACAGCAAUCAGAGCCACCAAGCACCAGCCGCAAUGUAUUCCCUCCCACCCCCCCGCCAGAGAACGAUCGUGGCCCGUCACGCGGCGCUUCAGUCCGCAAUGGUGGCAGGCCCACGCUCGCGAGAUUAAACAUUCAACCGCAAGAGUCUAAUCGCAAAUACGAAAAGGCUUUCUCCCCAGACGACGGCCGACCCAGUGCCACACGGUCUGCGUCGAGUGCCCUGCCUUCCCGAGGUUUCUCUCAAAGAGAGCCGCCGCCACUGCAGCGCCGACCCACCAAGACGAUUGAAGAAGAUACCUACGCCAACAGCGACGUGUACGACAUGUACGCCGGCCGCAAGGAGAGAGAAUCGAGAGGCGGCAGCAGACAAGAACAACGCCGACGGCCGUCACAGCGAUAUGAAGAGGAGGAGGAUGCGCCAUCAGACUAUGACGACGGCUCCUUGGAUGGAGCGGAGUUUGAAAUGGUCUCCAACAACCGACGCGGUCCCGGCUCCAUGUCCAAUGGCUCACGCAACACAUCAAGACGACCCGAUGUUCGCAAGUUUCGAGUCAAAGUCCAUGCCGAAGAUGUCCGCUACAUCAUGAUUGGCGGUGCCGUCGAGUUUCCUGACUUUGUCGACCGCAUCCGAGACAAGUUUGGCAUGCGCCGCCGCUUCAAGAUUAAGAUCAAGGACGAAGACAUGCCCAACGGCGACAUGAUCACCAUGGGCGACCAAGAUGAUUUGGACAUGGCUAUGUUGAGUGCUAAGGAGGCCGCAAAGAGGCAAAGGCAGGAGAUUGGAAAGAUUGAGGCAAGUCUGGCCCGAGGAGCAUCCUACUCUCUCACCAAGUCGUCAGCCGCCGCUUAUCUCGUGUUCGGUGUGGAUUUUUGA
Cordyceps fumosorosea ARSEF 2679 is the source of this 1524-nucleotide messenger RNA. Its product is annotated as Tetratricopeptide-like helical. The record is from RefSeq and is a predicted model, not a curated record. Gene Ontology annotation, molecular function: protein binding. Lineage: Eukaryota; Fungi; Ascomycota; Sordariomycetes; Hypocreales; Cordycipitaceae. The transcript is spliced from 6 exons. The coding region runs from base 1 to 1524 and encodes 507 amino acids.